Malania oleifera is the source of this 2559-nucleotide messenger RNA. RefSeq lists its product as uncharacterized. Gene Ontology annotation, molecular function: nucleic acid binding. The transcript is spliced from 3 exons. The record is from RefSeq and is a predicted model, not a curated record. Lineage: Eukaryota; Viridiplantae; Streptophyta; Magnoliopsida; Santalales; Ximeniaceae. The coding region runs from base 1 to 2559 and encodes 852 amino acids.
AUGAGAGGCCAGACGGCCUGUGGAGUGGAGAAUGGAGUUGGGGCUGUGGAGAGUGGAGGAAACGACGACUCGGAGUCUCAGUCAUGGUCACUCGAGGAGCAGCAGCCUGCAGCCUGCAGGAGGAGGAGGGCCAGAGGCUGGGAAAAUGGAAAUGGCCUAGGGUUUUCUCUGCAAAUAAGGCCCCAGAUCCGCAACUGGGGUGCUUGGCCGAUCGCCUUUGAAGCGCAAUAUCGUCCCUAUCUUGGGAAAUGGCUCAGACAGGAAUGGCCAGAUUGGAAGCCGACGUCAAAGCUGGAACGGAUAAAUACUUGCACUACCUAUAAUGGCCCAAUAAGAAUGGUCAAGGUAAAAAGGAAGAAGCGACCCCCAAUGAGACAGGGACCUAUGAGAAGCCUAAGACAGAGAAGCCGAAGUCAACAACCUAGGCGAAAUUUCUACAUGGAACCAGUAGUAAACCAAACACUGCAUAUGGGCCCCCAGACCCCAGUUUUGUGGCCCCCGCGCUUUCUCAUUAUACGCGAGACUAUUCCCCCAGCUUUUAGAACAAAGAUGAUAUCUACCAUCCCCCCCGGGAUUCCCUCUCCAAAUCCUCCCCCACAUUGGUAUAAUCCCGAGGUCCGAUGCGCGUACCAUGCCAAUUCUCCAGGGCACCCUAUUGACCAAUGUUGGGCCUUCAAACACAAGGUGCAAGAUUUGAAGGAUGCGGGUUGGUUGUCAUUCGAUGCGAAGCCUGGUUGUAUUCAAGAGAAUCCUUUGCCUGACCAUGGGAAGGACAAUGUCGGAAUGAUCGAGGAACAAGAUGGGGAAAAAUUCGAAAGAAGAUGGGAGCAGAUGACGCUAGACUGGGUGUAUAGUGAACUGACAACGGCAGGCCUAGCAGGGUUAAAGGCUAUUUGCCCUAAAGGCGCCCCAUGCACAUGCCAAAAUACUAUGAAAAGAUCAGUACAACAAUGUGAGACUUUCCGGAUUUUUCUAAGUAGCUUGAUUGACAGCAAACGAGUGGAAGUUAGCCGCGUUCAGAAAACAAAUGAAGUUUCAGUCAUAGGGGAAUCUGACCAUCCCCAAUUCACCAAUAGACCAUUUAUCCCCAUCAUGGGAAAAACCCCACGAGUCCCAGAGGCCCCAGUUCGGGUAGUGAUCUCAGCCCCUCGCCCUUUCGCAUACCACAGUGACCAGGCAGUGCCAUGGAGAUACAAUUGUGAAGUACGCACCGAAGGAGAAACUAGCAGUGCUGCUGAAGCAAGAGGGAUAACCAGAAGUGGAAGGGUUUAUACGCCGAAGGUCUUGGAGAAGGUGCAACCUAGCCAAGAACAGGAUAGGAACCUGAAGAAGCCAGUUCAAUCUCAGGAAGCCGAAGAAUUCUUGAAGAUUAUUAAACACAGUGAAUACAACAUUAUUGAUCAACUGAAGAAGAUGCCAGCCCAUAUCUCUGUUUUAUCACUGUUGUUGAGCUCGGAAGCCCAUCGGGAAGCCCUAUUAAAGGCUCUUAAUCAGGCCUAUAUUCCCCAAGACAUCAGCAUCGAUAAUUUUAACCAUGUGAUUGGUGGUCUUACGGCUACCAACUACAUUACAUUCGCUGAUGAGGAGAUCCCCGUGGAAGGACAAGGGCACAAUCAGGCGUUGCACGUUUCCGCUAAAUGUCGAGAUCACAUGAUUGCACGAGUGUUGAUUGAUAAUGGGUCAUCUUUGAAUGUCAUGCCCAUGACGACCCUACAAAAACUGCCUGUUGACCCGUCCUACAUAAGGCAAAACAAUUUGACUGUGCGGGCUUUCGAUGGCACCCGCAGGGAAUCGGUGGGAUCUAUUGAAAUGCCUGUGCAAAUUGGACCAGUCACCUUCGACAUUACAUUCCAAGUCAUGGCCAUAACCCCGUCUUAUAGCUGCUUGUUGGGGAGACCGUGGAUACAUAACACCGGGGCAGUUCCGUCUUCUCUGCACCAACGGGUCAAAUUUGUAGUAGAUGGGAAAUUGGUUUGUGUAUAUGGUGAAACCGAUGUUAUGAUAACAAAGCCCGCUUCCACUCCUUAUGUGGAAGUCACGGAGGAGGCAUUGGAGGACUCAUUCCGAGCCUUCGAGAUCAUAAAUGUCACAACUAUAGUAGAAGGAUCUCCAAUCCCACACCCUCAGAUCCCCGCCGCAGUGCAUAUGAUGGCGUCCGAAAUGAUCAGACAGGGGUACCAUCCAGAAAAAGGGCUCGGAAAAUACCUACAGGGGAUCCGAAAGCCGUUAAUGCUUAAGGAAGUCAAAGACAGAUAUGGCCUUGGCUACAUACCUACGGUGGCAGACCGAAGGAAGAAAGCUGAAGAGAAGAAGAUGCGGAGGGUGGAAAGAAUCACUGGUGAAACAAGCUCCAAGGAAGGACUGUACGUCCCGUCCAUCAGCCAAACCUUCGUAAAAAGCAGUCAAUCCAACCUGGAGGCAGAAUUGCGGCAAUUAAGUAUAUCAGUAUUGGAUGCUGAAGUCCCGUCGAACACUUCUACAGAGUGGAUCCAUCAUCUCCAACCAGGAGUACAGCUUCAGAACUGGAGUUCUUUUGAUUUACCAGAUAUCAUCAUGUAA